AUGAUUUUGCGAGCAAUUGGCUACCAAAAAGACAGCGAAAUUGUUGCUUUUCGUCAAAACUGCUGGAAUUUGAAAUGCAGAAACCCGGGAAUCGAUGUCGACUAUUUGAUUGCAGCGCUGAAAUUGACGGGACUUGAAGCUGAGGUGAUUCCAAUCGAUUACCCAGCCCCAAAGGCCGUUGAAAUGAUUGCUAAUGGAAGCGCCGAUCUCACCGUUCACGCAAUCAUUCAAAAUGUCGAGCGGCUCGAAAAGGUCGACUUCACUGUACCAAUCAAUUACCUCGUUUACGGCUACAUGAUAAUGGAAAUCGACGAGUUUCAAAUCAAAGAUUUCAUUCUCAGCUCACUCCAUCCCGAGAUGCUUCUUCUAUUACUGAUGGGACUCCUGAUAAACUACGACUUCAUAAAUCUCGACGGCUUAUUGGAUGCAGUUGAGAAAAAAGGAUGGCAUAUUCUUGUUCACGAGGAAAUCGGUUGGAAUCCAAUGGCUUUUUGCAAACAUUUUUACAAUCAAUGCAACCGUUUAGAGAACGCUUUGAAGAAAGCCGUUCACGUUCCACGAAGCUGGAAUCCGGAUAACCAUCUGACCUCAAAAUCCGUCCUCUUUGUUGGCCUCCACGAACAUCUCGUUCCCACCGAUGUCAUCAUUUUGAAUCGAGAGAAAAGACUACUUUUCAUCAAAGAUUCCUCUCUCCAGCCGAGCCAUCUCUCAUUUGCACUCAACAAAAAUUUAUCAAAGGACAUUCUGGAGAAAUUGAACCGAGGACUCGAAACGAUUCAAGGGUCUUAUGCUAACUUUGCAGCCAGAUACGCAAACCCGUUCACGCCCUAUGUUCGUUCUGUUCACUCGUCCGGCGAAUUCUACGCGCUCGGUCUGCUCUAUUUGUGGCCACUCUUUCGUCUCUGUCUCAUUUUCAUCGGUCUCUCCAUUGGAGCGCUCCUCAUCGAAGUGAUUCAGAAGAGAAUCCACUAUAAAAAGUUCAAGUUG
Mesorhabditis belari is the source of this 987-nucleotide messenger RNA. Lineage: Eukaryota; Metazoa; Nematoda; Chromadorea; Rhabditida; Rhabditidae. The record is from the annotation of a GenBank genome assembly.